AUAUCAUAUACACAGACUCCCCAUUCACCUCCAAUCUCUCCUUCAAUCUGAAACAGAUUUUGAACUUCUUUCUCAUCAGAUAACUGUUUAUCCUUUCAACUCAAAUUCAAAACACAAACUCGCACAGAAUUCCUCUAUAUACACAUAAAAUUAGACUGACCCUUUGUUUUAGUGUUGUUUGGGAUUGAAUUUUAAUACCCAUACAGAGAAUGGUUGUGAAGAUGAUGAAGUGGAGGCCAUGGCCUCCACUGUCAUCCAAGAAAUUCGAGACGAAGAUCAUCAUUCGCAACAUCAAAGAACUACGCAUAUCAGAACAGGGUGUGGCUGAGAAACCAAUCACUCUCGACGAUUUUGCAAGAUUGUCUGUUGAGAUAAAGUGGAAAGGCUCAAAGGGCAAUGGUUUGAGCUCUUUGAGAAGAAGUGUGAAGAGGAAUUUCACGAAGGAAGAGGCUUUGGGGGAUAACGGAGUUGUUGAAUGGAACGAUGAGUUUCAUAAUAUUUGCAGCUUUGCGGUAUAUAAAGAGGGUGUAUUCCAUCCUUGGGAGGUUGCGCUUACUUUAUUCAAUGGCUUCAACCAAGCUCAAAAAGACAAGGUCCCCGUUGUUGCAACUGCAUUGCUGAAUCUUGCUGAAUUUGCUUCUGCAGCUGAGGAACAAGAGAUAGAAAUCAACAUUCCUCUUACAAUUGUUAAUGAAAGCAUUGAAUCCAGCCCUUCACUUUGUCUAUUUUUCAGCCUCUCGGAAUUGAGAACUUCCCAGGAAUCUUCAGGAAGAGUUCAGAGAUCAGUUGUUCCUAUUCAACUGUCACCCCCUUCUGGAGAAGUUUUAUCCAGAGACAAAGAUGAGCUCUCCAUUCUUAAAGCGAGUCUGAGGAAAGUUAAAAUCUUCAGAGGAAUUUCAUCUCGAGGGGCUAAGAAGGCAUGUCGUGAAGAGGAGGGCAGUGAUGGAAGGAGUUCGGUCAGAAGUAAAGAUGUUGACUACAAUUACCCAUUUGACACUGACUCGCUUGAUGAUCUGGAUGAAGGGGAAUCAGAAGAAGGAAAACAUGAAUCCAGUACUAAGAUGUCAGUCAGUUAUGGAACGUUGGCCCAUGCAAACCAUGCUGGAGGAUCAACAUACUCAAAUACGAGCAGUAGUGAAGAUGAGGAUUGGUUCUAUUAUAGCAAUUGCAAAUCAGAUGCAGGGGUUUUGAAUAUUGAGGAUUCAAGUGCAUCAAUGCAUGAUCAGUCCGCAAGGCAGAGUUCAAAGCGCAGAAUCCUCUCAUGGAGAAAGAGGAAAUUUGGCUUCAGAUCUCCUAAAGCGAAAGGAGAGCCACUAUUGAAAAAAGAUUAUGCUGAAGAAGGUGGAGACGAUAUUGAUUUUGAUCGUCGACAGCUUAGCUUCUCUGAUGAGUCCACUUUUGGGCGGUGCAAAACUGACGAAGCUUCAAUUACAAAUAGAUCAUCAGUAUCCGAGUUUGGGGAUGAUAGUUUUGCUGUGGGUAGCUGGGAGCAAAAGGAGGUCAUAAGCCGUGAUGGACAUAUGAAGCUGCAAGCCCAAGUCUUCUUUGCUUCUAUCGAUCAAAGGAGUGAAAGAGCUGCAGGUGAGAGUGCAUGCACAGCCCUGGUUGCUGUCAUCGCCGACUGGUUCCAAUCCAACUGCGAUGAAAGGCCUAUCAAGUCUCAACUUGAUAGCCUGAUCCGAGAGGGUUCACUAGAGUGGAGGAACCUCUGUGAAAAUGAUGCCUACAGAGAGCGGUUCCCUGAUAAGCACUUUGACCUUGAUACUGUCCUUCAGGCUAAAAUCCGUCCUCUGGUUGUAGUUCCAGAGAAGUCCUUUGUCGGGUUUUUCCAUCCAGAAGGGCUUGAAGAGGUGGCUUUUGACUUCCUCCAGGGAGCCAUGUCCUUCGACAGCAUCUGGGAUGAGAUCAGUCAAAUCAGCUCGGAAAGCUGUAGUAAUGGUGAACCUUUAGUCUACAUUGUAAGCUGGAACGACCACUUUUUUGUUCUGAAGGUUGAAAGGGAUGCAUACUAUAUUAUUGAUACAUUAGGGGAGCGACUUUAUGAGGGCUGCAACCAGGCAUAUAUCCUGAAAUUUGACAAAGAUACAACAAUCCAGCGACUACCUAAUGAAACUCAAUCAUCAGAUGAAAGGCUUGCCAGUGAUGUGAUCCAAUCAAGUGACCGAAAGGAGUCAUCAAGUGAAGGAACUGUGAUCAUCAAAAGUAACGAGUCGGGAAAUGGUGAGGGAGAAGAUUCAGUUGUGUGCAGAGGCAGAGAGUCAUGCAAGGAGUACAUUAAGAGAUUUUUGGCUGCAAUCCCAGUAAGGGAGUUGCAGGUUGAUCUCAAGAAGGGGCUAAUGGCGUCAGCACUUCUUCAUCACCGGCUACAAAUUGAAUUCCACUACACCCAGUGCUUGCAGCCUCUGGUUGGGUUUUCUUCAUUGAACGCAAUACCUGAUACACUGGAAAUAUCAGAAUUGCCAGUGGCUGAGUUUUGUUCAUCAAAAGCAAUUGCUGAUACACUGGCAAAAUCAGCAUUGCCUGUGGGUGAGUGUUCUUCAUCAACAGCAGUAGUUGAUACGCCGGCAAUAUCAGCAUUGCCCGUGGCAGACUCUUCUUUAUGGAACGGAAUAGCCAUUACACCGGCCAUAUCAGCAGGUGCUGCAUAGCGCACAGUGUGACUCCUAUUGAGUUCUAAGAAUGUGUUAAUUAGUCUAACACCUUACCUUUUUGUUGUGCUUCCUCAUGAUGGGGUCAAAAAUGUAAAAGCCCAUUUGUGAGCAUUACUUCUUGGGUGUGGCACUGAAUUUUAUUUUUUUUUUACUUUUUACACGAGAGAGAGGGAAACUUCUGUUUUUUAUCCAUCUCUGGAAAGGAAUGAUUAUGUAAAUGACUGCCAU
Messenger RNA from Ilex paraguariensis (yerba mate), 2879 nucleotides. NCBI's taxonomy places the organism in Eukaryota, Viridiplantae, Streptophyta, Magnoliopsida, Aquifoliales, Aquifoliaceae. The record is from the annotation of a GenBank genome assembly.